AUGACAGUCAGCCAGUGAAGAGUUAAAGGGAGGAGAGUCAGAGUGACACGCCUCAUUGGGUGGAUUAUGUGCCGCAAACAAAAAGUGUGUGUCGGUGUGUCAGUCAGCCAGAGCACCGGGCCCCAUCUGUGUGUGUAUCAGUGCUCCCCUCUCUCUCUCUCUCUCUCCCCCUCUCUCUCUCUCUCAGUGUGUCAGAGCUCCUCUCUCGACCACAGCCCGGUCACACAGACACACUGUCCGUGAGCCUCUGCAGCAGCAGCAGCAGCAGCACCGUCACUGUCUCCACACCGGGAGGGAUGUACUGACAGCACGGACCGGGAGCGCAGCAACCUCUCCACCCUCUCCAUCCUCUCAUCCAUCAGUGCUCUGCUGGUUCCUCUCCAUCAGUGCUCUGCUGGUUCCUCUCCAUCAGGUCUCUGCUGGUCCCUCUCCAUCAGGUCUCUGCUGGUUCCUCUCCAUCAGUACCCUGCUGGUUUUCUCUGGGCUUUUUUAACUGGAGGAGCACGCGGGGUUUGAUCCGCAGCCUCGCGCUCGUUGAUUUGUGGAUUAUUGUUCCUGCUCGUCGAUUGAAAGACAGACAUGGAGGAGUCCAGCUCCCAGAAGUUGGUGUGGGACGGGGACGCCAAAGCGGUGCAGCAGUGUCUCACGGACAUCUUCACGAGCGUGUUCACGACCUGUGACAUCCCGGAGAACGCCAUCUUCGGGCCCUGCGUGCUGAGCCACACGUCCCUGUACGACAGCAUCGCCUUCAUCGCACUCAAGUCCACCGACAAGCGCACCGCGCCCUACAUCUUCAGGGUGGACACCUCAGCGGCUAACAGCACCUCUGAAGGUCUGAUGUGGCUCCGGUUGGUCCAGUCUGCCCGGGACAAAGAGGAGCAGAACCUGGAGGCCUACGUGAAGAACGGGCAGCUCUUCUACCGCUCGCUGCGCCGCAUCGAGAAGGACGAGGAGCUGCUGGUGUGGUACGGGAAAGACCUGAUCGACCUGCUGCUGCUCAGCGCCAGCCGAGCCCCCGCCAAGAGCAAAGGUUCCUCCCAUCACUCGUGCCCCGACUGCAGCCAGAAGUUCCAGUUUGAGUUCCCGUUCUUGGCCCACCUCCGCUUCCGCUGCACCAAGAGACUGCAGAGCAUCACGGGAGCCGACGAGGAGCCGAGCAAAGAGAGCGGCCCCGAGCGACCCGCCGCCAACCCGAGCAGGAGCAGCCCCAAGCUGGGCCGCUCCGAGGGCUUCAGCGGCCCGCAGGACGCCACCAAACCCUCCACAGACUUUCACAACCUGGCCCGGGACCUGGAGAACAACCGGACCAGCCCGCCCAGCGACAAGGAGGCCGAGGUCUGCAGCGAGAGCUCGGGGAAGAGGAAGUUCUCCGAGGUGGAGGACAGGGAGCGCCGGGCGCCCGGUCUGCCUCAGUCCAAGUCUAAAGACGAGCUGGCCACGUCGGCUCAGAACUACAGAGGGGCGUACGGCCUGGAGGAGAACCACCGCUCCUUCUCCCCGCCCGGCUCCACGCAGAUCGGCGAGGGCAAACGCAGCGCCUUCACCGAGGUCAAGAAGUCCGGGCAGAACCUGAAACACCACAGCAAGAACCUGCAGAGCGCCAACUCUGAGAACAAAGAUGGCGGCGGCCGCCCCAGCAGCAACCCGUCAGAGAAGCACCUGAACAUCCGGCAGGUGCUGUCGGAGACCCAGCCCCCCCAGACCUCGCCCAUGGGCAGCGCCUUCACCUCCGUCGGCCAUCAGGGAGGAGGCGGAGAGAGGAAGAGCGCCUUCAGCCAGCCGUCUCGCUCCUCCUUCUCUCAGAUCUCGCCGCUGGUGAUGCCGCCCAAGCUGCUGGACUGCCACCCAGCGGUGGGCGACACCAUCUCCUCCAGCAGACUGUACCAGGCCGACCACCUCGCCGCCAAGCUGCAGGGCGCCGAGCUGGGCGCCAACUGCCCCGUGCCGGGCGGCAUGGCCAAGCAGAACCCGUUCGUCUACGCCACCGCCUUCUGGCCCAAGAACUCGGGCCCGAUCCAGCUCCAGAUGCCGUCGGCGCUCACCCUCCUGCCGCCGUCCUUCACCUCGCUCUGCCUGCCAGCGCAGAACUGGUGCGCCAAGUGCAACGCCUCGUUCCGCAUGACCUCGGACCUGGUCUACCACAUGCGCUCCCACCACAAAAAGGAGUUCGCCAUGGAGCCUCUGGUCAAGAGGCGGCGCGAGGAGAAACUCAAGUGCCCCAUUUGUAACGAGUCCUUCAGGGAGCGGCAUCACCUGUCACGUCACAUGACCUCCCACAACUGACUGACCCACCAGGGAGGGACUAUUUUAUACCGCGGAGGGACGUGAGGCGGCCUGGAUCUAAGCGGACACUUAAAAACACUCGUCACCCGUUUGCACUUGUUCUCACUUUGGACUCUGGCUCCUGGUUUUUCCUCGGUCCCUGUACAGACGUCACGUUCUGGGUGUAUGCAAACGUUUGAAAUGAAUCUAUUUAUGAGGCACUUGUUGAGAAAAGGGAAGAUUUAAAUCUGUGUACAUGUACAGUAAGUCGUAUUUUAUAUCCUAUAAAUGCAAAUAUAGAGAAGGAGUCCACGCGGAGUCACACGCGGUCCUGGUUUACAGCGCAGCGGGUUUUUCAUGUGGACGUGAACACGGACACUCACGGGGGAUUUUAUGUCAGACUAUAUUUCAGAGUGCAUGUAAUAUUCAAAUAAUAUUGAUUUAAGAUGCGGUCUAUACGUUACGGUGUACAGAAGUUCUUGAUUUGAAAUACAAAGUGUCAGAUUUUGUGUCAGUGGGGAAUAGUUUCAGUGUUUCUUCCUUUUGCGGAAAUUUACUACUUGAUAGUUUAUCUAAUCAUGUUGAAUGCAUUGACAAUAAAAUAGCUUUAUUUUC
Molecule: messenger RNA, 2877 nt
Organism: Notolabrus celidotus (New Zealand spotty)
Lineage: Eukaryota; Metazoa; Chordata; Actinopteri; Labriformes; Labridae
Gene: prdm8b
Product: PR domain containing 8b
Exons: 4
Coding region: 580-2283 (567 amino acids)
Biological process (GO): regulation of DNA-templated transcription
Cellular component (GO): nucleus
Molecular function (GO): protein binding
Source: RefSeq, a predicted model, not a curated record